Vicia villosa (hairy vetch) is the source of this 2905-nucleotide messenger RNA. Its product is annotated as AP2-like ethylene-responsive transcription factor PLT2. Gene Ontology annotation, molecular function: DNA binding; DNA-binding transcription factor activity. Gene Ontology annotation, biological process: regulation of DNA-templated transcription. Lineage: Eukaryota; Viridiplantae; Streptophyta; Magnoliopsida; Fabales; Fabaceae. The transcript has 8 exons. Bases 1036 to 1956 code for a protein of 306 amino acids. The record is from RefSeq and is a predicted model, not a curated record.
UAAAAAUAUGACUGAAACUCUCAAGUUUGUGUACUAUAUGAUUUUCUUUCUUUCUCUAAUUCUCAUUAUAAACAAAGUAGAUGGUAGAUACAUAACGAAGCAAGCUCAAGGAGAAAACAGAAGAAGAAAAAGGGUCCUUAGUUAAAGUCGAAAACGGUAUCCCUAUUCCUCUUUUUAAAAUCACGCACAAGUUUCUCUCCCUCUCAUGGUAAAUCAUAGACAACAAUAGAUCCAAUAGCAACCACACACAACUUUCAAACUCAUAAUCAGAAUAAAAGGGCGAAAUAGAACGAGGAACGCAAAAGCGAUACACGAAAGGGGAAGAAAGGUGGAGUUACCGAACAUAAAUGGAGAACGAAGGUGGUCGUUUUCAAUGGUGUGGUGGUUGCAUCGGCUGAGGAGCGUGUUGGUACUUGUUGCAGUGGCGUGAUGCACUUCGGAGCAAUUAUCCAACAGUUUUCUGGUGGUCGAAAAACGAGAAUCUCCUCUUCCCUUUUGAUUUCGGUUCCGAUUCUCCUUCUUUCUUUUGCUUCUAUUUCGUUUGUGUGGUGUUAUUUGUUGUUGUUUCUGUUAUCAAUGUGUUUUCAAAAUACAGAGCUUUGCACCUUGCUCGCAAUGUGUUCGAUGAAAGUUCCAAACCAAUUUUUUUUGUGUUUCAGAUUUGUGGUUGUUGAUGUUUUAUUGUUAUGGUUAAUCGUUUCAGUAUCUUAAUGCUCAAGUCUAAAUCUGGAUUGAAGAAACUUAUUGAGUACCUUUAUGGAUAUGGAAGAACAAGCUCUGUAUAUAUCCUUACAUUACAAGUCCUAUAUGUUCUGUUUGAUAGUUUCAUGUUCUUGGAUUUGAUUAGUGUUAUAUGGUGAUGGUUCUACUUAUUUGCACCUCUGUUGCUUGAUGAAAAUGUGUUUAAAUAUGUAUGAUUAGCUUUGGUGUUUCUGAUUAGUUGAUUUUGUUUUUUUGUCUAUUUGUUUUGGAGAACAGCUUUACUGAUUGGUGUUAUUGUUCUUAGAAAAAUAAAUGUAAGUUCAGAAGCUAAAGAUGGGAACUCUCCUCGGAAACCUCAACCUAAUGAACCCCAGCAAGAAUCUAAACUGGAACUGUUUGGAUAUGAUUCCAUUGUCAAUAUUCUUGGUCUCAAAAGGUGGAUAUGAUAAAGAAGAGAAAGCUGCUAGAUCUUAUGAUUUAGCUGCACUUAAGUAUUGGGGGACAUCCACCACUACUAACUUUCCAGUUAGUAACUAUGAGAAGGAAAUAGAUGAAAUGAAGCACAUGACAAGACAAGAAUUUGUAGCCUCUAUUAGAAGGAAAAGUAGUGGUUUCUCAAGGGGUGCUUCAAUGUACCGUGGAGUUACAAGGCAUCACCAACAUGGAAGAUGGCAAGCAAGGAUCGGUAGAGUAGCCGGAAACAAAGAUCUUUACUUGGGAACUUUCAGCACAGAAGAAGAGGCUGCAGAAGCAUAUGACAUAGCAGCAAUAAAAUUCAGAGGACUCAACGCUGUAACUAACUUCGACAUGACUCGUUACGAUGUGAAAGCCAUUCUCGAAAGCAACACACUUCCAAUUGGAGGAGGUGCUGCAAAAAGGCUAAAAGAAGCGCAAGCUCUAGAAACUUCCAGAAAACGUGAAGAGCUGAUUGCGCUCAACUCGUCUUCUUUCCAAUAUGGAGCAUCGAGCUCGAGUAACGCAAGGCUUCAACCUUACCCUCUCGCACAUUAUCAAUAUCCAUUUGAACAACCACCUCAACCUUUGUUAACCUUACAAAACAGCCAUGAUAGCAUCUCUCAAUUCUCUCAACGACAAGGAGGUGGUUAUUUCCAUACACAGCUUGAGUUGCACCAACAACAACAGAACCAACAAACGUCUCAGAAUAAUAAUAUCGGUUCGUUCUACAACGGUUAUUUUCAGAGUCAUCAUCCUGAGGCUGUUUUGACAAAGCCGACUGAUCCAGGAGCAGUUUGAGAGUGAUACAACACUGACAGUUUUGCUGCACCCAAGCCUCUUAUCAAACUGCUGGAUCUGAUGGAAAAUUAGUCGAUCGUGAAGCGCGUCUAACUGCAAUCUCUUCAAGCGGAGCAAAGGUACUGAAUUGGAAUGGAUUUAAAUGUCUGAAACUCGCUUGUAUUAGUGCUGAACUGGGGUGCAUCUAAUUUGAUUUGGGAUCGCAUCUCUCGCACUAACCGUAAUAAUAGGUAUGCUUUAAUGUGAACAUAGUUGGAUGAGGCCAUAGGUUCUGUUUGCUAUUUUGAACUAGCCAUACCUCCUGUUUCUUCCUGAUUUUUUUAUAUGGUGCAACAUUGUCUCCUUUUUUUUUGUCUCAAUUCUGAAAAGAAUUGGUUUUUGAAUUGUGUUUGAAUGCUGCAGGGAGUUAUUAGCAGCAGGUUCAAAAAAUGUUAGUAAUCAGUGACAGAAAGUUAGGUUAAUAUUUAAUUGUUAGAAUUGAAAAAGCUGUUGUGGGUUAGGUGAUUUGUCUUUAAGAUAGUCAUAAGGAUAGUUCCAUGGUAGAUUUGUCUUUAGGAGAAAACCACUGUUGCAUAACUUUGGCGAUUGUAUAUAUUUAGUAGAAGCAAUACAUAUCUAGAGACGAACCACUGUUGCAUAACUUUGGUGAUUGUAUAUAUUUAAUAGAAGCAAUACAUAUCUAGAGACGAGACGGUAUAAAUUUUUUUUUUUAAUUUUUUAAACGAUUUUUCUGCGGAUUUACCUGCGGAGUUUUCCUGCGGAUUUACCUGCGAAAUUACCUGCGGAACUUCCUGCCAAAAAUAUUACCCACGAAGGUUUUAGCUGGGGACACUAAACCGCAGGAAAAUCCGCAGGUAAAGUGUUUCCUGCGGAAAUUUAGCUUAAAUCCGCAGGUAAAUCCGCAGGAAAUUCCAGUAUUUCUAGUAGUGCAUCCUUUUUUAAAUUUCCU